Molecule: messenger RNA, 693 nt
Organism: Tremella mesenterica DSM 1558
Lineage: Eukaryota; Fungi; Basidiomycota; Tremellomycetes; Tremellales; Tremellaceae
Exons: 1
Coding region: 1-693 (230 amino acids)
Source: RefSeq, a predicted model, not a curated record
AUGGAGUUUCAGCCCGAUCCCGAGUUGGAUACCAAGCAUGCCGGUUUUCGCGCCUAUGUAGCUGCCGGUACCUUGGACACUAUAUUCUACGACGCUACGCACCGACCUGCAACGAUAGCUGACAUCAGCCGCUUGACGAUGGGCUUGAAGAUGUUCAAUACCGCCAAAGUUUCGUUAUUAGCAACGAUACUAGGAACCCUACACUUACCCGAAUUGACAGUGACGGAAUACGAAAGAGAUCAAUUUUAUAAUCAAUUUCUCCCCCACAAAACUGCCGAAGGCCAAUCUGGCGAAGGAAUGGUAAUUGUUGAAACUGAGGAACUGCCAGAUGACGACUCUGAAGAAACUCAUCCUCACUCUGUUGCACAAGUUGCGGCAGCUGCGGCUCCGCAAAUGUGCACCUUCCUGGUAAAGUUCAUUGAGGAUGGUCGGAUCGAGUCUCAAACGCCAGAAACGCUCGAACGAGUCUAUUUCGAGGUUAAAGUUGGUUCAGAUGCCUUACAUGAUGCCGUGCUUCUCUAUGCCAAGGAGAACUUUGGGAGAGAGUACAGCUUUGCCAUCUCGCAAUACGGUCCACCUCCUGAUGAAGAUCUAGAGAAACACACACUUGAUAUCUUGUCUUGGAUGACACGGCAGGAGACAUCAUCUACGCCGGUCAGGUCUAUACGAGAGCCGGAUUUAGUCUACGGUUGA